Vigna angularis (adzuki bean) is the source of this 1709-nucleotide messenger RNA. Its product is annotated as protein DETOXIFICATION 41. Gene Ontology annotation, cellular component: vacuolar membrane. The coding region runs from base 1 to 1539 and encodes 512 amino acids. Gene Ontology annotation, biological process: xenobiotic detoxification by transmembrane export across the plasma membrane. The record is from RefSeq and is a predicted model, not a curated record. Lineage: Eukaryota; Viridiplantae; Streptophyta; Magnoliopsida; Fabales; Fabaceae. The transcript is spliced from 8 exons. Gene Ontology annotation, molecular function: antiporter activity; xenobiotic transmembrane transporter activity.
AUGAACUCAGAGUCAGGUUACCAACCACUUCUAGUUGGUCUUCAUUCACACUCCCAGAUACCAGUUUUAUCAUCAGACACCAUUGAAGAGUUCUUGAAACAAAGGUCCAUUGAGUUGAGAUGGUGGCCACAACUUGUUGCUUGGGAGUCAAGGCUCAUAUGGCUAUUGUCAUGGGCCUCCAUUCUUGUCUCCAUUUUCAACUACAUGCUAAGCUUUGUCACCUUGAUGUUCACUGGCCAAUUGGGGUCUCUUGAGCUUGCUGGGGCAUCCAUGGCCAUUGUUGGAAUUCAGGGUCUUGCUUAUGGGAUUAUGUUGGGGAUGGCAAGUGCAGUGCAAACAGUGUGUGGAGAAGCAUACGGGGCAAGAAAUUACUCAGCAAUGGGCAUCAUAUUGCAAAGAGCAAUCAUCUUACACUUGGGGGCUGCAGUGAUUCUCACAUUUCUGUAUUGGUUUUCAGGGUCAUUUCUGAAAGCCAUAGGUCAGUCAGAGAGCAUAGCAGAGAAAGGUCAAGUUUUUUCACGCGGAAUCAUUCUUCAACUCUAUGCAUUUGCAGUAUCCUGCCCUACGCAGAGGUUCCUCCAAGCACAGAACAUUGUGAACCCUCUUGCAUUCAUCUCACUUGGGGUCUUCCUUCUGCAUGUCCUUCUCACUUGGUUGGUUCUCUUUGUAUUCGACUAUGGACUUGUUGGAGCUGCUCUUACUCUCAGCUUCUCAUGGUGGUUUCUUGUCUUGUUGAAUGGUUUAUACAUCAUUCUUAGCCCAAGAUGUAACCAAACUUGGGGUGGCCUCACUGUCAAAGCUUUCAAAGGAAUUUGGCCUUAUUUCAAACUGACAGCUGCUUAUGCUUGGAUGCUGUGUUUGGAGACAUGGUAUAAUCAAGGACUGAUACUUUUAUCUGGGUUGAUCUCCCAUCCCACAGUCUCAGUGGACACUAUUUCUAUUUGUAUGAAUUACUUAAACUGGGACCUGCAAUUUAUGUUGGGUCUAAGUGCUGCAACCAGUGUCAGAAUCAGCAAUGAAUUAGAGGCAGCUCAUCCAAGAGUAGCAAGAUUUUCUGUCAUUGUAGUGAAUGGAAUCAGCAUUGUUAUCAGUGUAGUUUUCUCUGCAAUUAUUUUGACAUGCCAGGAGCCUUUGAGCAAGCUUUUCACUUCUGACUCUGAAGUCAUUGAGGAAGUUUCUAGCUUGACUCCACUGCUUGCUAUCUCAGUUUUCUUAAAUUUCAUUCAACCCAUACUGUCAGGAGUUGCAAUUGGAUGUGGAUGGCAGGCUGUUGUGGCAUAUGUAAAUUUGGCUUCUUUCUAUGUCAUAGGGCUCACUGUUGGGUGUGUUCUUGGCUUUCAAACUACUCUGGGAGUAGCUUAUUUGGGUUUGUUACAGGGUAUCUGGUGGGGGAUGAUCUUCGGAGUUUUAGUACAAACAGCAACUCUAACAAUUCUGACUGCUAGAACAAAUUGGGAUGUAGAGGUUGGAAAAACUCUUGCUCGCAUCAAAAGAUCAGCAGAAGAUGAGACCCUAGAUCUCUUGAUUACGAACAUUUGACAUUUUCUUUUUUUCAUUUCCUGAAAGCUUAAAAUUAAGUUGUUUAGCGGCACAACAAUCUUGUUUUGGGCCACGGGAAUAUCAUUUGAUUCGUAGCUAUAUUUAGUAUCAGCUCACAUAAUUUUGGUGGUCUUUCACUCACCGUUAAUUAUUGACGAAAAUUCCAAAAA